Molecule: messenger RNA, 3605 nt
Organism: Corylus avellana
Lineage: Eukaryota; Viridiplantae; Streptophyta; Magnoliopsida; Fagales; Betulaceae
Source: RefSeq, a predicted model, not a curated record
ACCCGAAAUACCCUUUCAUGGCCACCCUAAUCACCAAGCAACACGGGACCUGGCGGAAAACCUAAUACAAUACGGUGAUAGCUGGUUGUCUCCGCCUCCCAUUAAUUUUUGUUCAUUCACGGAAAAGAUUCAAAACAAUUAGGUGAGUUUUCUUCUUCCAAAUCGUCUAUGUUGAAUUUUCUCUGCAAAACUAUUGUCCAUGGGUCUCAUUAUACUACAAGGGCUGCUUCAACAGUCCCCAAACCAUUUUUACUUGCCAGACACAUCUCAAGCACUUCAACCCAACACUCAUUUACAGUGUCCUACCUCAUAAACUCAUGUAGUUUGUCCCCGGAAACUGCUCUUUCAGCUUCCAAGUUUGUUAAUUUUGAAAACCCAGAUAGAGCAGACUUGGUCAUUGCAUUUUUCAAGAACCAUGGUUUCUCGCAAACCCAAAUCUCGAACAUUAUUGGAAGAGUCCCUUCUGUGCUCUUAUCAGAUCCUGAGAAAACCUUUUUGCCCAAGUUGGAGUUUUUCUACUCCAAAGGCUUUACAAGCCCUGACAUUGCUGGAGUCCUAUCUAGAAGGCCAACCAUUUUGGAUCUUAGCCUAGAAAACCAUAUUGUCCCUUCUUUUGUUUUCUUUAAGGAUUUGCUUGGAACUGAUGUGGAUAUUGUUACUGCUAUUAAACGUUUUUCGGGUAUUCUAUGUAAUGAUCUUGACACUUAUGUGGCCAAUAUCAAUACUCUGCGAGAAAAUGGAGUGCCCGAAUCUUAUAUGGUUAAAUUUCUUAAAACCCAGCCUAGAGUUUUCAUGACAGAUUCGGUUAGGUUUAGAAGGACUGUGGAGGAAGUAAAGAAAAUGGGGUUCGAUCCUUCAAAGAUGAAGUUUGUUGAAGCUGUUUAUGCAAUGAGUGGUAUGAGUAAAUCUACUUGGGAGAGGAAGGUCAAUGCUUACAAGAGGUGGGGUUUGUCCGAGGCGGAGAUUCUUGUAGCUUUUAAAAAACACCCCUUGUUUAUUUUGGCGUCUGAGGAUAAGAUUGAGAGGGCAAUGAAUUUCUUUGUCAACAAAAUGGGCUGGGAGUCUUCGCUUAUUGUCGAACGUCCAAUAAUACUUGUAUUGCUGAGCUUGGAGGAGAGAAUUAUUCCGAGGACUUCUGUUAUUAAUGAUUUGAUGUCAAAAGGUCUGGUUGAGAAGAAUAUUUACUUGCCUACACUUUUUGAGUGCCAGGAGAAGAAGUUCCUGGAGAAGUUUGUGACACCUUAUAAGAAGGAAGCUUCUGAGCUAUUGAAGCUAUAUGAAAAGAAAGGGGAUCUUGAAGAAAUGACAAGAGAAUGAGAAUGGAAUAUGUAUGAGGCAAGGAAUGACAUAAAUCAAUUGUAACCCAAAUCAUGAAUUGAAUAUUGGCUGUUAAGUUAUUUGAUCCAGUAGAAUCCCUUGGUGUUAAACUUUCAACAGUUGGGGUCCACGAGUGUAACUAAUCCAAAAUCCUAUUUCUUGUUAAAUGUGCUAGUGGUUAUUAAGAGAACUACUCCAAGUUCUUUUGUUAUGUAAUUCCUGUUGUUAUGAGAUUUGUUCAUGAUGAAAUUUUAGGGUGAGUUGUCUGUUUGAAGAUCCUGAAAAGUUAUUCCUGCAGAAUUGCAUGAAAUGUCAUAAGACAACUCCGUAGCCAUCAAAGUUAUACAAGUGAAAUUGAAUCUUUCAAUCUUAUGGAGAUUUGCACAUCUUAGCCAUGAAAUUUAUACUAAUGCUCUAUUCCCCUAUCAGUACAAAAAGGCGCACGUUUCAUUUUCAUCAUAAUUGGUUUUGUCUCACUGUUCAGUCAUUCACAAAUCUUUUAUGUCAUUGAUUUCUCGCUCAUAUUUUAUGUAUUAGUUGUAUUGCAUUAUAAUAUAUUUUGUCAUAUAUAGUGCUCUAUGGCUCUUUUACAUCCUCCAUGUUUUAUGUAUAAUUGUAUUGCAUUAUUAUAUAUAUUGUCAUAUAUAAUAAUCCUCUAUGCCGUCCUGUACAUCCUCCACUUUUAACCAAGUGAUGAUAACCGAUUUUUAGUUCUUCCAAGUUACACUAUAUUUAAUUGGAGGAAGGAUAUAGGGAGGGAGGAAAAGAUGGGAGAGAAGGAAGAGGAGAAGAGAAAUCAAAUGGUCGGUCCAAAAUGUAGAAUAAAAUAUGUAAAAUGUUUCUUUUCAUGUGGAAAGGAUUUGGUGUGGGAAGGAAAGGGACUGCAUCUCUCUUUCCAUUUCCAUCCAACCAAACGAGGGAAAUACCUUUCCUUCCCAAUUCCUUUAAAUCAAACAAAAGGGUGAGCUUGAGCUCACCCACAGAUUUUCUUCAACCUAACCAUAGAUUAGGAGAUACUUGCUGGUUUGAGUUUGUUCUUUGCUAUGAGUGUAAAUUAGAAAGUUCAGGUGUGUUCUUUUGCUGCAUGUUUGUACAUAAUUGUAUAUUAUUAUAUUUCUAUAGUUCAUACAAUUUUUUGACUUCUAGAAUUCUAUUAAUUGAACUGUUUUUAUUUUUUUAUUUUUUAUUUAUUUCUUUUUCUUAUUCUUUUUUCUUUUCUUUUUGGUACUUAUGUUUGAUGUGGAGACAAGAAGUGUGUCUGCAGAUUUCGAUUUUUUGGAUGAGCUACUUAGUCUGAUUGAGGAAUUUCUUAUAGAUGGAAGAGUUAUGGUUUAUUAUUAAAAUAUAUCUUCUAAGACAUAUAUCUGGGGGUGAUUCAAGAAUUGACUUUGUCCUGGAUGGUGUAAAUAUUAUGUUGUUGUGUGCGGUUGCUUUUGCUGAAUUGAAGAUGAUAAUAAAAAGAAUAUUUAAAUGAAGUAGAGAGAGAUUUAGAGAGUUUGUUGUUGGGUGCUUUUGAAAAGUGGCUAGCUAAGAGCAUUCUUGACAAGCUUGGCAUUUCUCUCUUUUCUAUUUUGGAGAAAUUCCAUAAAACCAGCCAUCAAACAAGCUCACUUCUCCUUCGCCAUUUUGGUUUUGUCAGAGUCACUCCCCAAAUAUCCUGAGCCAAAAGCUUUCGCCACUCUAUUUUUUAAGGUUAUUUUGUUUUCACUGACCUCUCUUUUGCACCACAGAUUUCCUCUCCUGCUCUCACCCGUUCUCUCAAGCCUUGGAUGCUUUGGCGGAUCAGAGCUUCCAAUCUGACUGACAACCAAAAAUAAAUUUGGGUCAACUCAACAUUGGGCCUCAAGUACGGAUAGAGCCUCUAUUUUUGAUUGGCAAGGCAAAACUCAUUUUGAACAUUUUUGGAUUGUUUUGAGGUUUCAUCCAAAAUGGGUGGAUCAUAUGGAAAGUGCAAAACCGAAGAAAAAAUCAAUCGUGAUAAAUCUAGGGGGAGACAAGGCUUCGCACGGAGCUUUUGUAGACUUGGAGCGACCAAUAGGCCGGAAGGCUGAAAAGGACAAACGAAAGACUAAAGAAAAAAAAUGAAUCUGAGAAUUGUUGUGAUACUAAAUGAGAUGAAGGAAGACAAGAAGAUGAAAAUAAAACUUUUUGAGGAAGCACGUGAUCAUGUUAAAGAGAUGUUGCGCCUCAAGUAAGAGAGUGCGCCUUAGAGAAAAAAACACUUCGAUUGGAACAAGUGAGAGAGGAAAAGGAACUUAUGAUGAUGGAUAAAAGUGCUAUGGAUGAAA